Messenger RNA from Lachancea lanzarotensis, 3636 nucleotides. It is a transcript of the gene COP1, whose product is annotated as LALA0S05e08240g1_1. Gene Ontology annotation, cellular component: COPI vesicle coat. Lineage: Eukaryota; Fungi; Ascomycota; Saccharomycetes; Saccharomycetales; Saccharomycetaceae. Gene Ontology annotation, biological process: intra-Golgi vesicle-mediated transport; intracellular protein transport; retrograde vesicle-mediated transport, Golgi to endoplasmic reticulum. Gene Ontology annotation, molecular function: protein binding; structural molecule activity. The record is from RefSeq and is a predicted model, not a curated record. The transcript has a single exon. The coding region runs from base 1 to 3636 and encodes 1211 amino acids.
AUGAAGAUGCUUACGAAAUUCGAAUCGAAGUCCACCAGGGCAAAGGGGUUGGCAUUCCACCCAUCGAGACCAUGGGUUCUGGUGGCGCUUUUCUCGUCAUCCAUUCAACUGUGGGACUACCGGAUGGGGACUCUGUUGCACAAGUUCGAGGACCACGAAGGUCCUGUCAGAGGAAUUGAUUUCCAUCCCACGCAGCCGCUUUUCGUGUCUGCUGGUGACGACUACACAAUCAAAGUAUGGUCACUGGACACCAAGAAAUGCCUGUUUACCUUGAAUGGCCACUUGGACUACGUCAGGACCGUCUUUUUCCAUCGCGAGCUGCCAUGGAUAAUUUCUGCCUCGGACGAUAAUACCAUCCGUAUCUGGAACUGGCAAAACCGUAAAGAAAUUGCGUGUUUAGCCGGCCACAGUCAUUUCGUGAUGUGCGCCGAUUUCCAUCCUAAAGAAGAUUUGGUUGUUUCUGCAUCGCUUGACGAAACGGUAAGAGUUUGGGACAUUUCCGGCUUGCGUAAAAGACAUUCGGCACCUAGCUCGUUCUCUCUAGAAGAACAAAUGAUUUCGCAACAGAAUCUGCUCGAGGGCGGCUUUGGGGACUGUGUGGUGAAGUUCAUUCUCGAAGGUCACUCUCGUGGUGUCAACUGGGCAAGUUUUCACCCAACGUUGCCAUUGAUCGUGUCUGGUGGCGAUGAUCGUCAGGUCAAGCUCUGGAGAAUGAGCUCUACCAAAGCCUGGGAGGUUGACACUUGCAGAGGUCAUACCAACAACGUCGAUAGUGUAAUCUUUCACCCACAUCAAAAUCUCAUCAUCUCGGUUGGUGAGGACAAAACUAUUCGCGUUUGGGAUCUUGACAAAAGAACACCUGUCAAACAGUUCAAAAGAGAGCACGACCGGUUCUGGCUUGCUAGGGCUCAUCCUAACAUUAACCUCUUCGGUGCUGCGCACGACUCAGGGAUCAUGGUUUUCAAACUGGACCGGGAAAGACCUUGUAGUGUGAUUAACCAGAAUCAAUUGAUCUUUGUUAACAAAGAAAAGCAGGUUCAAACCUUCGACUACCAGAAAAAAAUUUCCUCUUUGCCAUACGCAUCUUUGAAGAAGAUUGGCCACACUUGGAAUGCGUUCAAAAGCAUAUCCUACAGCCCAUCCCAGCACUCGGUCUUGGUCAACUGUUCGGACAAUCAAAGCGAAAAGUUUGCUCUUUGCGUUUUGCCUAAGAAGGCCACGGGUGCUGUGGAGCCAACUUCUGUUCUAGAAGAUACUGGAUCUUUCCCAACCUUCGUUGCUCGCAAUAGAUUUGUCGUUUACAACAGUUCUAGUUCAUCUUUGGAAGUCCGCGGCUUGGAUAACAAGAUUACAAAAACCAUCAAAAUUGAUAAUGACAGUACCGUGAAAGAUCUUGUUUAUGCGGGUCCUGGCUCUGUGCUUAUAUUGAAGUCAAAAUCAGUAGUGGUGUUUGAUGUUCAGCAGACUAGAAAGGUGGCUGAGGUUACUCUUAAGAAUGUGAAGUAUGUGAGCUGGUCUCUCGACGGUCAAUAUAUUGCCCUUAUGAGCAAGCACACAAUAACAAUUGUGACAAAAAACCUCGAGGUUAUCACAUCAAUGCAUGAAACCAUUCGCAUCAAGAGUGCAGCGUGGGAUGAAAGUGGCGUUUUGAUCUAUUCGACAUUAAACCACAUCAAAUACACUCUCCUCAAUGGAGACAACGGGAUUAUCAAAACUCUCGACAAUACCCUCUACAUCAAUAAAGUUCAGGGAAAGCUCGUGUAUGCUUUGAACCGUGAAGGCGAAGUGGAGAUUAUCACGAUUGAUCCUACCGAAUACCGGUUCAAAAAGGCUCUUGUCAAUAAAAACUUCCCGGAAGUGUUGCGCAUAAUUCAAAAUUCCAACUUGGUUGGCCAGAAUAUCAUUUCUUACUUACAGAAAGCUGGCUUCCCUGAUAUUGCACUUCAAUUCGUACAGGACCCACAAACAAGAUUCGACCUCGCCCUUGAAUCUGGCGAUUUGAACAUUGCUCAAGAAGAGGCUCAAAAACUCAACACCAGUAUUACCUGGGAGCAGCUUGGUCAAGCUGCCUUGAAUCAAGGUAAACUUGAACUCGUAGAACAAGUUUAUCAAAAUCAGAAGAGCUUUGACAAGCUCUCGUUUCUAUACUUGAUAUCGGGUGACCUAACCAAGCUAUCUAAGAUGGAAAGCAUUGCUGAACACAGAGGAGAUAUUUCAAGUGUCAUCCUCAACACCGUCUACAACAAAUUCAAUGAAAAGAGAGGGCAGGUUUUUGCCGAAGCCGGUUCAUUACCGCUAGCCUACGCUAUAGCCAAGGCAAACAACCAGGACGAUAAAGCUGCUCAAAUCCUGGAGACCGCAGGUGUCAGCGAAGAGGACGUGACUCUUCCAGACCAAUUCACUUCGACAACUCACUACAAAUCCCCAGUGAUAUCAGAACCAAUAAAGGAAUGGCCUUUGGAGAAAGCCGAACCUUCGUUUUUCGAAAAAGCUCUUGCCGGUGGAAUGGAAGACCUGACUGUACAGGACGAAGCUUUGGUCGAAGACAUUCAGUCCAACGGCAAUGCAUUUGCAGCCGAACAAGGUGCUUUCUCGGACGAGGAAGUGGUUGCAGAAGAUGAUGGAGGUUGGGAUAUAGAUGGAGAAGAGCUCGAGCUUGAGAUUGAGGAGCCAGAAAACGAGACUAAGGAGCAGCAAGCUAUUGUUGCCCCAAGUGACGAAAACGAGAUCACGCAAUGGACAAAGAACUCCAAACUGCCAUACGUGUUAAUCGCUGCCGGUGCAUUUGAAGCUGCAGCGCAGGCGUUGAACAAACAGGCAGGCUUGGUCAAUUUUGAGCCGCUAAGACCUCGCUUCCAUGAGAUUUACGAGAGUUGCAGAACGUACAUGUCUGCGACACCCACUGAUCUUCCAAGCAUCACGGGUCUGAUUCGCUCGAACAGUGAGGUGAAUGCGGCCCAGAGCCUGCUGCCGUAUAUUGCCGGAAGUGAGGUGGUAACGAGCAAGAUGAAUGAAGGCUUCAAGCUUUUCAAAACCAACAAACUGGAGCUGGCUAAGGAGGCGUUCCGCGAUGUUAUUUAUACCAUCACAUUGCUAGCCGUGGACAACCAAGAAGAUGAAACUCUUGCGUUCAAGACUUUGAACAAGGCGCGUGAAUACAUUCUCGGCAUAUCUAUAGAACUGGCAAGACGUUCGCUGCCAGCUGACGACAUCAAACGCAAUCUUGAGCUAGCGUCUUACUUCACAAAGGCCAAGCUGCUACCGCAACAUAAAAGUACCGCUCUGCAAGUUGCAAUGUCGCAGUCUUUUAAGCACAAAAACUUCAUCCAGGCUUCCUACUUCGCGGGCGAAUUCCUCAACAUUGUGUCAACGGGUCCCCGUGCCGACCAAGCGCAGAAGGUGAAGGACAGGGCGGACCUAAUGGCGAAUGAUGCUAUCGAGGUUAAUUUCGAUCCUUACGCCGACUUUAGCAUUUGUGCUUCCACUUUCACGCCCAUCUACAAAGACACCCCAGUUGUGACUGAUCCUUUGACUGGUGCCAAAUACCAUUCCUCUGAAAAGGGUAAGUUGGAUGUUAUAGCCUCCGUAUCCAAGAUUGGCAAUCCAGCCUCUGGUCUCAGAAUACUACUUACAUAG